Molecule: messenger RNA, 649 nt
Organism: Sardina pilchardus (European sardine)
Lineage: Eukaryota; Metazoa; Chordata; Actinopteri; Clupeiformes; Clupeidae
Product: cystatin-like
Exons: 3
Coding region: 43-435 (130 amino acids)
Cellular component (GO): cytoplasm; vesicle
Molecular function (GO): cysteine-type endopeptidase inhibitor activity
Source: RefSeq, a predicted model, not a curated record
CCACACUCUCCACUACCACUCCCUUGAACAGAAGCAGAGGCCAUGUUCUGGAAAACUGCAGUCCUGUUGGUGGUCAUCCUGGCUUUUGCCAGGGGCAGCUUUAUACCAGGGGGAAUAAACCCUACAGAUGUUAACAAUCCUGAGAUGAAAGCCGCUUUGAAUUUCGCUGUCAGUGAAGUCAACAAGCAGAAUGUUGUAUACAACAGCAAAGUGGUGAAAGUGAUCUCGGCCACAAGUCAGGUUGUUUCAGGGUACAUGUACAGGUUUGAAGUGGAAAUGGCUAUAUCUGGCUGCAAACCGUGUGCACAGCAGAAGUGUGAUGAUGCUAACUCAGAGCUCACAAAGCCCUACACAUGCUAUUUUGAUGUAUGGAGUCAACCAUGGCUGGGCCCACCUAAGCUUACGAGGGAUGACUGCAAUGUUAAAUUUCCUUGAAGUCAGUCAGGUUUUAGACUAGCCUACAUCUAGUCAAAACAAUCAUAUAGCAUCUUAAAGAAAAUGCUCUUCUUCUAAUGAACAAAAUGUACUUUAAAUACAUUUUUUUCUAUGAAUUACCACUGUUUAUCUGAAACAAACUGUAGACUAAUCUAGCCUACCUUUUUUUCCGCAAAAUAAAGUCUUCUCACACAUUUCUGUGACUGAGUAGUGU